This is a messenger RNA of Diorhabda carinulata, 1847 nucleotides long. It is a transcript of the gene Wnt10, whose product is annotated as protein Wnt-10a. Gene Ontology annotation, cellular component: extracellular region. The coding region runs from base 246 to 1382 and encodes 378 amino acids. Gene Ontology annotation, biological process: cell fate commitment; multicellular organism development; canonical Wnt signaling pathway. Gene Ontology annotation, molecular function: frizzled binding; cytokine activity. The record is from RefSeq and is a predicted model, not a curated record. Lineage: Eukaryota; Metazoa; Arthropoda; Insecta; Coleoptera; Chrysomelidae. The transcript is spliced from 5 exons.
GACUUACCGCUCAUGUUUGUUAUGGUGAUCAGUAGUCACAGCUCCGGUUAGAGAUACUUCCGGGUAAAGCGCCCGGAGGAGUCCUUUAAGGAUUUUCUUUAAGGAUCUCUGGUGAUAUAUGUGUUAGUAAUUUUGAAUGUUUCGACCGUGUAAUGUUAUUUUUUUCAUUGGUAGACAUGACACUGUAUGUGCUUGUUCUCGUGUGAUUUUUUAAAUAUUUUAUUUAAUAAUGUGAUCCUUGAAGGAUGACUAUUAAUUGUAAUAUUCGGAUAUUGUUUACAGUCUUUGUUGUUUUUUCUUCUUGGCAGUUAGAAGCAAAAAAUUCAAUUAGACAACGUACGUUUUCAUUCCAUAGUUCAUAUAUGGACACUACUAUUUGCAGAACUGUACCUGGAUUCACCAAAUCACAAAUAGAAUUGUGCUACCAACAACCUGAUGCAACCUUGAUGGCUCUAGACGGUUUAAAUCGAGCUGUCAAAGAAUGCCAAUAUCAAUUUCGAGGACAUAGAUGGAACUGCUCAUCAUUAGAGACUAGGGGCCGAAAUCCCUAUAUAAGCUCAAUUUUAAAAAAAGGUUAUAAAGAAGCUGCUUUUGCCCAUGCGAUUACUUCUGCAGGAGUAGCCAUUUCUAUAGCCAGGGGCUGUAGUUCUGGGACCCUAAUGAAUUGUGGCUGUGAUUCAAAAAUAUAUAAAAUUAGGAAACCUAGGGCGAUGUCUAAAGCAAAGUGGAAAUGGGGAGGCUGUUCGGAUAAUUUAAGAUACGGAAUUAAAUUUUCUAAAAUGUUUCUAGAUUCCAGAGAAAAGGCUGAAGACAUGCAAUCGAAAAUCAAUCUCCACAACAAUCAAGUUGGCAGAAUCGCUGUAUCCAAUAAUAUGCAGGUGAUGUGUAAAUGUCAUGGGAUGUCGGGCAGUUGCGAACUAAAGACCUGUUGGAAAUCUGCACCAGAUUACCGUGUAGUUGGAAAGGCACUCAAAGAUAGAUUCAAAUCUGCUAUAUUAGUCGAUCAAACAAAUUCUGGAAAAAAGAAUAUAAGAAAAUUCAAUAUGAUUAAUCAGAAAAACCAUAGAAAGCACAACAAACUUAAACAAUUACAGGGUAAAAAAAACAAACAUAAGCGAGAUUUAUCCAGCGAUCUUUUAUAUUACGAGAAAUCACCGAAUUUUUGCGAAAGGAACCAAAGUCUAGAAAUUCUUGGGACGACAGGGAGAAUAUGUAACAAAACAUCGACUGGUAAUGAUAAUUGUGCAGAACUGUGUUGUGGACGUGGUUACAACUUUAUAAAAAGAAGAAGAGUCGAAAGAUGUAAUUGUAAAUUUAUUUGGUGUUGUCAAGUUGAGUGCCAGACUUGUAGUCAUGAGGAAUGGAUCAGCGUUUGCAAGUAAUUGUUGUGAAAAGAAAUUUCUCAGCCCAACACACACUUAUCGCCAUUCCAAGAGUUUAUUAUUUACAAUUGAAAAUAUCGUUCAAUAAACAAAAUUGUUCAAACACAUAGCUGCGAAAAUUGAUCCCACUGUUACAUUGGGGACGGUGAUUGAGCUAUAUAUAUAUAUAUAAAGGCUCAGUAGUUGUUAUUGUGUAUAGGUACAUUGAAAUUUUGACUGGCAAGUUGUACCGAAAACAUAGUAAAUUGUCAGGAUAUCAAAAAUAUUUUAGAAUCAGAAAAAUUACAGAAAUUCACCACUUUGCUAUGCAAUUUUAAUUGUGUUUAAUAAACACAUCAACUUUUAUAGGAAUCGAUUAAACACCAUCGGGGGUAUCAUGGGUAUAUAACAAUGUAUAGACUUUUGUUAUCGUUCAUUACUUUAAGAAACUGGAAUGAAUUAUUCGUAGAUACAAUGUAAUUUUUC